AUGGAGUACAUACAGGAGCUCGUCCGGCUGGUUGAUGAAACAGCAAGCAAAGGCUCCUCUGAGGAGGUGCAACAGUCACAGCAUCACUUGGUGAGGGCUGCGUACCGCGAUUUCACGGAAGCGCUUGAAGCCAUCCAUGCCGUUGUCCUGGGACCUAAAGCAAAGUCUCUGGCGGCAACGAAAGCCUGGGCGCCACUCCUCCUGCGUUGGAGGUACUACGUGUGCAGCCUCUUCUCAUGGGGCCUGAUGACGGAGGAGACGGCUGUAGAGGCCGCGAAUGUCUUACGGACGCUGGGCGUCGUGGGCCUCAUCGACCCCCUCGCGGGCAGUGGGUGGCAUGCAUUCCUUUGGCGAGAGGUUGGUGGACUCAGAGUCCUUGCCAUGGACUCAUAUGCA
This is a messenger RNA of Symbiodinium pilosum, 396 nucleotides long. The record is from the annotation of a GenBank genome assembly. NCBI's taxonomy places the organism in Eukaryota, Dinophyceae, Suessiales, Symbiodiniaceae.